This is a messenger RNA of Photinus pyralis (common eastern firefly), 2349 nucleotides long. RefSeq lists its product as uncharacterized. Gene Ontology annotation, molecular function: nucleic acid binding. The transcript has a single exon. The coding region runs from base 1 to 2349 and encodes 782 amino acids. Gene Ontology annotation, biological process: DNA integration. NCBI's taxonomy places the organism in Eukaryota, Metazoa, Arthropoda, Insecta, Coleoptera, Lampyridae. The record is from RefSeq and is a predicted model, not a curated record.
AUGUUCGGAGUAAAGACUGCACCCAAUAUCUGGCAGCGCUUUAUGGAUCAACUACUGCACGAAUUGGAUGGGGUAGCCUGUUUCUUUGAUGAUAUAAUCGUGCAAGGAUCAACGAUCGAAGAAACUAUGCAAAGAUUAAGAAACGUACUGAAGAAACUGCGAGACAACGAUUUGCACUUGAAGAAGGAAAAGUGCCAAUUCUUCAAGUCGAACGUGAAGUAUUUGGGCCAUCGAAUUGAUUCGAGGGGCCUGCAUCCUCUGGAUGAUAAGACCACUGCGAUACGCAAUGCUACAACACCUACAAACGUCGAGGAACUGCGUACAUUUUUGGGCUUGAUAAAUUAUUAUCACCGUUUUAUACCCGAUCUGGCUACAAAGAUAAAACCGUUGAACAGUCUCCUGGGAAAGGAGGUUAAAUUUAUCUGGUCAGAUAAAUGCAAAAAGGCGUUUGAUAUAAUAAAAAAAGAAUUGACCAGCGACCGGGUUUUGAUGCACUAUGACCCGAAAUUGCCAUUGAUCGUGGAAACUGAUGCAUCAUCUGUUGGUCUCGGUGCCGUGUUAUCACAUAAGAUGUCCAAUGGAAUGGAAAGACCAAUCGCCUUUGCAUCCCGAACAUUGUCGAAAAGCGAACAAAAUUAUAGCCAAAUAGAUAAGGAAGCAACCGCAAUUUUUUUGGGCAUUAACAAAUUUUUCCAAUAUUGCUACGGCCGGAAAUUUGUAUUGCGCACGGACCAUAAGCCGCUAGUGACGAUCUUUAACCCCGACAAGGCACUACCAACGCUUUCAGCAAUGCGAAUGCUGAAUUACGCAAUAUACUUGUCAGAAUUCAAUUAUACAAUAGAGUAUCGGAGCACGCACGAAAAUUUAAAUGCAGAUUAUUUUUCACGUUUCCCAGAACCAACAAAGAUUGCUGAAGACGAAACGAGCAUAUUUCAAACGAAGCAGAUAGAGUACAUGCCAGUAACACGAGAACAAAUUCGACGAGAAACUAUUAAAGAUGAAGUAUUGCGUAAAGUUUGCCACGAACUGGAGAGUAGUUCAUCGAACCCGAACGAAACACAAACGAAGUAUAACAUGCACGAUGGAUGCAUUUUCUAUGGUAUGCGCGUUGUCAUCCCAAAAUCACUGCAACAAACAGUUUUGAACGAAUUACACGAUGCUCAUUUGGGAAUGACGAAGAUGAAGGCUAUGGCACGUAGUUACUGUUUUUGGAAUGGUAUUGAUGCCGAUAUUGAAAUGACGGUAAAGAAAUGUCGAAGUUGCUGUUUGGUUCAGAAGGAAGCCGCCAAAGUUCCAGUGCAUUCGUGGGAGUUUCCAUCGUUCCCAUUUCAACGAAUUCAUAUAGACUAUGCUGGGCCAUUCAUGAACACGAACUUUCUAUUGAUCGUCGACGCUUACAGUAAGUGGCCGGAGAUUUUUCCUACGAGGAAUACUGACACGAAAACUACGAUUCGAAUUUUGAGAAGGACGUUUGCUAGGUUUGGUAUUCCAGUUACGAUGGUUAGCGACAAUGGCCCACAAUUUCGAUCAAACGAGAUGGACACAUUUACGAAACAAAAUGGUAUUCGCCACAAAUUCACGGCGCCAUACCAUCCAGCAAGUAAUGGGCAGGCUGAACGUUAUGUGCAAAUGCUGAAGAAGGGUUUGCGUUGCAUGGCAGAUGAGCCUGGUGAUUUGGAUUUGAAGUUGGAUCGCCUGCUGAUACAAUAUCGAAAGGCACCGAACAGUACAACAGGUCAAAGUCCAGCUGAACUCAUGUUUGGGCGACAAAUCCGAACCAAAUUGGUUCUCAUGAAACGAGAUCUGACCACUGAGAUGAAUGAAAAUUCGUCGAAUGAACCAGUAUCACGAGAAUUUGUAUCAGGUGACAAAGUACAGAUACGGUCAUACCGAAACUUACGAGUUAAAUGGGAAUUUGGGACUGUAUUCGCACGAUGUGGCCUUACACAUUAUGAUGUAGAAGUGGAUGGCAGACAUCGAAAGUGUCACGUAAACCAGAUGCGACGAACGCUUUGUGAAGGAGGAGAUGAUACCCAUGCAGAUCAUUCAGAUUCGGCCUUAGAAGCCGCACCAAGUACAUCGCAACCACAUCCAACCAUUAUGUCGAAAUCAGCCGAGACAAGACCAGCGUGUGUUUCUACCGAUUCUUCGGUGAUUGACUCAACUUCACCCAUGAGAUUACCGGUUGGUCAAUCAACACCUUAUAGGCAAUCAAAUACUUGGCAACAAUCGCCGCAGCAACAGGAGUCUGAAACUGACCAAGAACCGACGUUGGUACAACCAGAUUCAGCAGAUAUUCUUCGUAGAUCAGGCCGAUUGCGUUUACCGCCAAACCGCUUGAAUUUAUAG